AUGGCUGGUCACGACUUGGAUGUGCAGUAUCAGAUCAAAGGCAUCCAGAAAUAUUUGAAUGUUUGCACCCUGAUCGGCAGACGCAAUUGCGUCCUCGCCACAUAUGCAACCGUUGCGAGCAUCGUUCUGUUUUUCAAGUUGAAGUCAAAAAAGCCCAAGCAGAUUCAAGCUUCUUAAAGGAAACUUGAUGGUGAUGGGGACCGUCCAACAGCUCAACACUCGGAUGUGAAGAAAUUUGCGUUCCCAAAGUAACAGCUACUCAUCCUGCUGUGUAAUGCCCCAAUAAAGUAAGUUUU
Messenger RNA from Petromyzon marinus (sea lamprey), 296 nucleotides. The record is from RefSeq and is a predicted model, not a curated record. NCBI's taxonomy places the organism in Eukaryota, Metazoa, Chordata, Hyperoartia, Petromyzontiformes, Petromyzontidae.